Ceratitis capitata (Mediterranean fruit fly) is the source of this 1084-nucleotide messenger RNA. Its product is annotated as enoyl-CoA delta isomerase 1, mitochondrial. The record is from RefSeq and is a predicted model, not a curated record. Gene Ontology annotation, cellular component: mitochondrion. Gene Ontology annotation, biological process: fatty acid beta-oxidation. The transcript has 3 exons. Lineage: Eukaryota; Metazoa; Arthropoda; Insecta; Diptera; Tephritidae. Gene Ontology annotation, molecular function: enoyl-CoA hydratase activity. Bases 86 to 955 code for a protein of 289 amino acids.
AGCGCACAUCACGAAUUGUUUUCCAACUAGAAAAGAUCGAAGUCCACUUGAAAUUCGAAUAAUAGUUAAGAAAUAACGCAAGAUCAUGAAUAUUAUCCGUACAGUGCGUUCUGUUGCCUUUUCUUCUAUUCCAAAUAGAACUUUGUCAACUACUCGAUCCUUGUCUACACCGAGUGCACAGUACACAGCAUUCGAAGUAAAUGAUAAAACAGGUAUUGCUACACUAACACUAAACCGACCACCGGUAAAUAGUUUGAAUCUUGAACUAUUGACUGAGAUGCGGAACUGUUUAAAAGAUGCGGAAACCAAUAAGUGCAAAGGCCUCAUAAUCACUUCGUCUUCGAACUCGGUCUUUACUGCUGGUCUAGAUUUACUAGAAAUGUACCAACCGCAAGAUGAACGUGUUAAAAGCUUUUGGACAGCAUUACAAAGUAUGUGGAUGGAACUAUAUGGUUCGAAAAUACCAACAGCAGCUGCCAUUAAUGGUCAUGCACCAGCUGGAGGGUGUCUCAUAGCGACAGCUUGCGAAUAUCGUGUUAUGCUGCCAAAUUUCACAAUUGGCUUAAAUGAAACUCUUAUAGGCAUUGUUGCGCCUAAAUGGUUUGUUAGUGCAUUUUUAAAUGUUGUUCCUCGGCGUGUUGCUGAACAAGCAAUCACACAAGGUAAAUUAUUCACUACAGCCGAAGCUCAUCAUGUUGGACUUGUUGAUGAUGUUGUAAAUACAAAAGAAGAAGCUAUCGCCAAAUGUGAACAGUUUAUUGCCUCAUUCAAAAAUGUCAAUCCAUAUGCUCGUGCACUGACCAAGCAACAAUUUCGUAUUAAAGAACUACAAGAACUUGAACAACAACGUGAAAAAGAUUUGCAAAUCUUUUUAGGACUUAUUAUGCAGCCGUCUGUGCAAAAAGCGAUGGGGAUUUAUUUGGAGGGAUUGAAAAAGAAAUCGAAGAAACAAUAAUAGUCGAGAUUUCAGAACUGAAACUGAUUUUUAUACACUCAUGCAAAUUAUAAUAUUAAGUGAAAAGUGGUUUAUAAUAACGAGAAAGGAUAAAAAGAAAUAAGACAAUAAAAUGUGCCUUCCCUUAUA